Scutellospora calospora is the source of this 798-nucleotide messenger RNA. The record is from the annotation of a GenBank genome assembly. NCBI's taxonomy places the organism in Eukaryota, Fungi, Glomeromycota, Glomeromycetes, Diversisporales, Gigasporaceae.
AUGACAACUCGUAAAGUUUUAGGCGAGUUACAUAUUCAAAACGUAUCUGAACAGGAGCAAACUAAUAAACAAAAAAACAAAAGGAAUAUCUCGGAAAAAGAGACCGACCGAAAGGUUAAAAAAACGAAGAAUUGUGAUGUACAUGAACUAGAACUUGGGCAGAAAGAAUUCGACGAUACCUCUUGUAAUCUUGGCGAUAUUUUGGAUGAAGUAGAAUAUAUAAAUAUCUUAGAGACAAUCCCUAAUAAGCAUAAUACUGAAAUCAAAGCAUUAUCAGAACUUUAUAAAAAUCAAUUUCCACAAUGGUAUGUCGAGUUAACGUCUGGAUUCAACAUUCUAUUAUAUGGAUAUGGAUCAAAAAAAGAAUUACUUGAAGAGUUUUCUGAAACUUAUCUUAGGGACAAUCCACUUAUUGUGAUCAAUGGAUUCUAUCCAGAAUUAGAUAUUUGGGAAACUUUCAUGCAAAUUAUCGAUGGGAUUAAUAUUAACGUUAAUGUGAAGUCUGGGUCUCGCGCAUCCUUGGAAAAAUUAACAACAUUAAUCCAAGAAUAUUUUUUAAACCUUGACCGAGAUUUUCAACUCUUAUACAUUGUGAUUCAUAACAUUGAUGGACAAAACCUUCGUACUUUACAGAUACAGAAUUGUCUUAGCAUCCUCGCAUCUUGUCCCAACAUAUAUCUCAUUGCUUCCGUAGAUGAUGUCAACGCAACUUUGCUUUUUGAUCAAGAUCGAACUGCCAAGUUUAAUUGGGUUUGGCAUGAUACUUCUACAUUUAAAUCAUAUGAAACUGACAAAUAG